CGCCCCGCCUCCUCCCGCCCCGCCCCGCCCGGGGUUCCCACGGCGCCCGCCCGUGCCCGGCGCCGUCCUCCCCGCCGCCCAGGCCUUUGGCGAACAUGGCGCUUGUCCCCUGCCAGGUGCUGCGGGUGGCCAUCCUGCUGUCCUACUGCUCUAUCCUGUGCAACUACAAGGCCAUCGAAAUGCCCUCGCAUCAGACCUACGGAGGGAGCUGGAAAUUCCUGACGUUCAUUGAUCUGGUUAUCCAAGCUGUCUUUUUUGGCAUCUGUGUGCUGACUGAUCUUUCCAGUCUUCUGACUAGAGGAAGUGGGAACCAAGAACAGGAAAGACAGCUCAAGAAGCUCAUCUCUCUCCGGGACUGGAUGCUGGCUGUAUUGGCCUUUCCUGUUGGGGUUUUUGUUGUAGCGGUGUUCUGGAUCAUUUAUGCCUAUGACAGAGAGAUGAUUUACCCGAAAUUGCUUGAUAAUUUUAUCCCAGGGUGGCUGAAUCACGGAAUGUCCACUGAUAAUCAGACAAAGAGAAAACAGAAGUGAUAUCAGCAAAUGAAUCAGAGUUUCCAAAAUGUAAUGUUGUGGUAGGAUCUUCAUGGCUGCCACAUAUGGAGGCCGAUAGAGUCAGACUCGACUGGGCGACUUCACUUUCACUUUUCACUUUCAUGCAUUGGAGAAGGAAAUGACAACACACUCCAGGGUUCUUGCCUGGAGAAUCCCAGGGACGGGGGUGCCCGGUGAGAGGCCGUCUAUGGGAUCGCACAGAGUCGGACAUGACUGAAGCGACUUAGCAGCAGCAGCAGCAGCAGCUAGCAUUUAUUGAAAACUUUCCACAUGCAAAGUACCCUGAUAGGCACUGUGUAGUUACCGGACGAGAAAAACACGUGCAAUUUUAAAGAAUGGGAAAGGCAUGUUUGAAGUGGAUGAAGGUAUUUAUUAAUAAGAAAACGAUUUCGCAGACCAACAGAGCAUCCCCAAUAGGUUGUAUUCACUUACACUAGGAGAAGCACUGUUGUUAUUCUGGCUUAUUUCUUGGAUGCAAAAGUAGAACCGUGAACCUUUCUCUUUUGCUGAGAAUAAUUUUAAAGUAUUGUCAAUGGAGUAAAUAUACAUUAAAAGCAAUAAAUAAAUAUUUAAACUCUAGAAAGAUUGCAGACUCUCAGAGAUGCUAUAAUAGGAAAAAGCAACAAUAAGACAGUCUCCUAGCUUAUGGAAGACCUAAUGAAUGUUUAUAAAGUGCUUUGAGAAUGUCAAGCACUGCAAAAGUUUAGGAUAUUAUUAUUAUCCCACAGAUCUUUAAGCAGACAUGACCUGGAUGCUCUUAUCAUCACAGCGGGAGUUAUUCAUUCCCUAUAUAAUUUAUCAGGAGACAGAAAAUAAGUCCCACCUCUCCUCAUGCUUGAUUUGUCAGUUGUUCUUGUUAUAUGUAACUGAUCCUCAAGAGAACCUUAAUUUAGGCAAAUGUUUAUUCUGUUCAAUAUUAUUUUGACAUUUGGUAAUUACUAAAGUUCUUGUACAUCUGUCUUUCCCAGAAGAGAAGGCAUUAAAUACUGCUUGGAUGAUCAUUGGUGUUGUAGAAACUCAGAUUUGAUGUUCUUCUUUUUGGUAAAUAAUAAAGCUUAUGGAAAUUUUCCAUUUCUGGGA
Bubalus bubalis (water buffalo) is the source of this 1631-nucleotide messenger RNA. It is a transcript of the gene AIG1, whose product is annotated as androgen induced 1. Gene Ontology annotation, cellular component: endomembrane system; membrane. The transcript has 4 exons. Bases 96 to 530 code for a protein of 144 amino acids. NCBI's taxonomy places the organism in Eukaryota, Metazoa, Chordata, Mammalia, Artiodactyla, Bovidae. The record is from RefSeq and is a predicted model, not a curated record.